Molecule: messenger RNA, 1637 nt
Organism: Morus notabilis
Lineage: Eukaryota; Viridiplantae; Streptophyta; Magnoliopsida; Rosales; Moraceae
Product: sucrose transport protein SUC4-like
Exons: 5
Coding region: 391-1047 (218 amino acids)
Cellular component (GO): plasma membrane; vacuole
Molecular function (GO): sucrose:proton symporter activity
Source: RefSeq, a predicted model, not a curated record
UUAUUUACGAAACUCGGAAGACCCGACAGUUGGAGCGAAAAUCAAAAACAAAAAAAUCCAAUCUACGUAUUUGCCCCCAGUAUCUAUUCCUAAUUUCGCAAGCAGGUCAACCACUAACAUUUGCUUCCUUUACACGCUGGGCUUGGAUCGUAAAUAAAUCCAAAAGAAAAGGGUAGUUUCGUCACAUGACAUUACACACACACUUCAAGCUCCCACAGUAAUGACGUCCUGACGGCUGCGCGCCUCAACGAAACCGCCACCUGUUUCGCGCUUUUCCUGCAUAUUUUCCCGGAAAAUUCGUGUCAUUCCGUUAGGGAAAACGAGAGAGAGAGAGAGAGAGAGAGUGAGAGAAAAAAACUUCUUCUGAGAACUUUGCUAAGCUCGCCGGAAAUGGCGAUCCCCGAACCCGACCGCCGCCGAGCCAGGGCCGCGAAUCCGGCGAGGGUACCGCUCCGGCGGCUUCUCCGCGUGGCGUCAGUGGCCGCUGGGAUUCAGUUCGGCUGGGCUCUGCAACUCUCUCUCUUGACCCCUUACGUGCAGGAGCUGGGGAUUCCUCACGCGUGGGCGAGCGUGAUAUGGCUCUGCGGACCGCUCUCAGGCCUUCUCGUCCAGCCUCUGGUCGGCCUCAUGAGUGAUCGAAGCACGAGUCGCUUUGGUCGCCGGCGGCCGUUCAUCGUCGCUGGAAUUUGCACGUUAGGUUGGAUAGCAAAUAAGGGUGUUACUUUGUGCAAGAUUUCAGUUUAUGCACUUAACUUACAUGAUUGGAAUAUUUUGUUGCAGAUCACGUAUAGUGUUCCAUAUGCCUUGGUAUCUGCACGUAUUGAGGCUUUGGGUCUUGGCCAAGGGCUGUCAAUGGGCGUCCUGAAUCUGGCAAUAGUGAUCCCACAGGUAGUGGUGUCUCUUGGUAGUGGACCAUGGGAUCAACUAUUUGGUGGUGGAAACUCUCCUGCCUUUGCUGUGGCAGCAGCUGCAGCCUUUGCCAGUGGACUUGUAGCCAUCUUGGCUAUUCCUCGAUCUGGUCCUCCGAAGCCCAGGCCUGUGACAUGAGGAUGAGGCAUUCUGCUUCCAUCUACAAGGGACAUUGGUGGGCACUCAACGGUUGUAGAGAUUGAGAGGACAAAUUAGUCAUAAAGCCGACUUUUUUGCACAGCGUUACCUUGCAAGGUGGGUGUAUUGAAGUAGUGGCUGUCACCAAAUGCUGUGGUGAAAAAAGUAAUCUACAAUUAGUGCAGAAUUUCCAAAUAAAAAUCAGUCCUGCCCGCUUGAAAUGUUGCGUUUUUUGGAUAUUGCCAUGGAAUAGUAGGUGCAGCCACAUCUGUAGAUUCCAAAAUUACUCUCGAGACUACUUCCCUACCAACCAAGAUAAGUUGCUGCGUUUGGAAAUUAUUCCCCAUUGAAAAAGAAAAUAUUAUUAUUAUUUUUUAAUCUUUUACGGCAAAAUAGAUUGUGCUGUAGGUGUUCAAUCAUGAUGUAUGGGAAUCUCAUGUAUUUCGUGCAUGAAAUUGUUGUAUGAAUGAAUGUAGUGAAAUGUGCUUGGUGGCCAACAGUGAAUAUGUGAAUUGUACUGAUUGAAACCUUGACAGAGACAUGUCCCUUUAUGCUCUGAUAUUAUCUUUUUGAAAACUUUGAGUAUUAUU